Messenger RNA from Raphanus sativus (radish), 1363 nucleotides. RefSeq names its product probable non-inhibitory serpin-Z5. NCBI's taxonomy places the organism in Eukaryota, Viridiplantae, Streptophyta, Magnoliopsida, Brassicales, Brassicaceae. The record is from RefSeq and is a predicted model, not a curated record. Bases 28 to 1335 code for a protein of 435 amino acids. The transcript has 2 exons. Gene Ontology annotation, molecular function: serine-type endopeptidase inhibitor activity.
AUAAAUUUCUUACAGAAACCCUAAAAGAUGGCUCCAACCGAGAAGAAACAAAAGCUUAGCACAUCUGAAACCGUAAGUCCCUCUCUCUCAAAGACGGAUCUAAAGAAGAAGAAGAAGACGAAGAAGAAGAAGGUGAGCAAAUCACUAAUAACCACAAGUCCCUCUCACUCAGAGAAGGAUUUGGUAACCCUAAGCCCCUCUCUAAUCUCAAAGGUUGACGUGGAAAAAGCGAUGAAGAAGCAAAAUGACGUUGCUAUGUUUCUUGCGGAGAAAGUAAUCUCUGCCGUAGCUGAAAACUCAAACUUCGUCUUCUCUCCUGCAUCAAUCAACGCCGCUCUCACCAUGGUCGCUGUUAGCUCACCAGACGAAACACUAAGAUCCUCCAUCUUAUCCUUCCUUAGGUCUUAUUCAGUGGAUGAGCUCAAAGCUGUUUUCAGUGAGAUUGCUACCAUAGUCCUCGCAGACGGAAGCGCAAGCGGUGGCCCUAAGAUCUCGAACGUCAAUGGAGUGUGGUUGGAGCAGUCGCUGGGUGUUGAUCCCUCGUUGAAGGAUCUCUUUGAGAAUUUCUUCAAGGCUACCUGCGCUCUAGUUGAUUUCAGAUUCAAGGCUGAAGAAGUGCGGGAGGAGGUGAAUGCUUGGGCUUCAAGGCACACUAAUGGUCUCAUCAAAGAUAUUCUUCUUCCUGGAAUGGUUACAAGCGACACCGACCGUAUUUAUGGAAACGCACUCUACUUCAAAGGAACCUGGGAACAAAAAUUCCCAAAGUCUUUGACAAGUGACUUAGAGUUUCACCUUCUCAAUGGCGGAUCAGUCACUGUGCCUUUCAUGAGGAACAAUAAGAAUCAGUACGUUGAGCAGUACGAGGGUUUCAAGGUCCUUAAGCUGCCAUUUCGACAAUCCGGUGAUAUCAAUCGCCAAUACUCAAUGUAUUUCUACCUACCGGACGCCAAGGAUGGAUUGAGUAGUCUGGUCAAGAGGGUGGCAUCAUCAUCAUCAUCAUCUACUUGUGGAUUCUUGGAUAGUCACACUCCAAGAAAACAAGUUGAAGUUGGUCAGUUCUGUAUCCCAAAGUUUAAGAUAGAAUUCGGGUUUGAGGCUUCAAGUGCUUUGAAUCUGGAUUCGGUUUCACUGCGCCAUAAAGCUUUGGUUGAGAUCGAUGAAGAUGGUGCAGAGGCUGCGGCUGUUACUGUUAGCUGUGGUGGUAGAGGCUUUAGUGGUAAGAGGAUUGAUUUUGUGGCUAAUCAUCCAUUUCUUUUUAUGAUUAGAGAAGACAAAACUGGAACUGUUUUGUUCGUUGGUCAGAUCUUUGAUCCUUCUAAAUCUGCUUCUGCUUAGGACCGACCGGUUUAUGGUUUUUUUCCCA